Molecule: messenger RNA, 255 nt
Organism: Melospiza georgiana
Lineage: Eukaryota; Metazoa; Chordata; Aves; Passeriformes; Passerellidae
Gene: NCBP2AS2
Product: NCBP2 antisense 2 (head to head)
Exons: 1
Coding region: 1-255 (84 amino acids)
Source: RefSeq, a predicted model, not a curated record
AUGGCGCUGCUGCGGGCGCUGCUGCUGCUGCUCUCCAGCCCGCGGUUCGUGGAGCGGCUCUCGGAGUCGCGGCCCAUCCGCGCCGCCGCCCGGGUCACCGCCAGCGCCCUCACCCGCGGCCAGCGCGACCUGGCCCCGCGCCUGCUUCGCCUGCGCGACGCCUUCCUCGCCGAGCUCAAGGACGGCGCCCGCGCGCGGGGGUGGCCGUGGCCGCGCGGGCCGGGCCGCGGCGGCCGCCCCGGGUCAGCGCCGUGA